AUGGCUGGCAGAUCUGGAGGUGUUGUUAGCAUGUGGGACCCUAGCAUUUUCAAGGUACACGAUUCUAUCAAGCAUCCUAAUUUCUUACUUACUUUGGGGACUCUAAAGGGGAGCAAUAAAGCGAUUAAUAUCAUUAACGUCUACGCUCCUCAAAAAGUCCCGAAAAGGGCUCUUUGGGAGGACAUUGGGGGGGGGUUGAUGGGAAGUUUUCCGGGGUGGUGGGUGAUUUUGGGGGAUUUCAAUGCGGUGCGUAGUAGGGAAGAAAGGAAAAUUUCUAAUUUCAAUAAAAAAUGUGCUUCGCUGUUUAAUAAUUUUAUUUUUGACAAUCGGUUAAGAGAAUAUGAGAUGAAAGGUAAAAAAUUCACCUAUCACAAGGAUAAUGAUAACAAACAUAGCAAGAUUGAUAGAGUCCUAGUCUGUAAUGAUUUCUUUUCAGAGUGGCUGGUGGCUUGUCUCAGGGCGAUUCCAAAAUUGCUUUCGGACCAUUGCCCUCUUGUUUUGACUUGUGCGGAUAAAAACUUUGGUCCAAAGCCGUUUAGAUUUUUCAACUCUUGGUUGGAGAGAAAGGACUUUGAUGAGAUGGUCAACAAGGCUGCCGUGAGGUUUUAUGGGGGUGGGGAGCCCGAUGUGGUGUUAAUGCAUAAAUUAAAGGGGACCAGGGAGGCUAUAAAAACAUAG
This is a messenger RNA of Helianthus annuus (common sunflower), 678 nucleotides long. RefSeq lists its product as uncharacterized. The coding region runs from base 1 to 678 and encodes 225 amino acids. The record is from RefSeq and is a predicted model, not a curated record. The transcript has a single exon. NCBI's taxonomy places the organism in Eukaryota, Viridiplantae, Streptophyta, Magnoliopsida, Asterales, Asteraceae.